Molecule: messenger RNA, 855 nt
Organism: Manduca sexta (tobacco hornworm)
Lineage: Eukaryota; Metazoa; Arthropoda; Insecta; Lepidoptera; Sphingidae
Gene: Miple
Exons: 5
Coding region: 179-637 (152 amino acids)
Biological process (GO): mesoderm morphogenesis
Cellular component (GO): extracellular region
Molecular function (GO): growth factor activity; heparin binding
Source: RefSeq, a predicted model, not a curated record
GAGCGAGUGUAGAGGCGCUCCCGGGUGCAAGAGGCAGAUCAAUAGGCGAGCGUCGUGUACCCUGGCCCCGGUCGGCGCGCAGCGGUGGCGCCGAGGCACUCGCUGCCCGCUCGUCGCACCAUUAUCACGUCUUUGUUCAAAACAUUUUGCACUUCAAUCACGAAGACAUCAUUAAACAAUGGAGAUCAAACAUUGUUGGUGGAUGCUGGCAGGUGUAAUCCUCAUAUCUUUGGCAUUUGCAUCGGCGGAGGGGGAAGUUUGGGAAGAAAGGGAGCACGAGGUCCUUAUCCGCAGUGAAAGGGGGGCUAAAAAUAGAGAGACGUGUCGUUACAUGCGUGGCGCGUGGAGCGAAUGUGAUUCUAAGACCAAUAUCCGCUCUCGCAAACUGACGCUGAAGAAAGGCAACCCAGCAAGUUGCGAGCCCGUGAAAACAAUUCAGAAGAAGUGUAAGAAAGCUUGUCGCUACGAGAAGUCUUCAUGGAGCGAAUGCAGCCCCAAUGGCGAAAUGUCCAGGACUGAUUUGUUGAAGGCCAACAGCGAUCCGUCAUGUGAUCAGAGUAGGCGCAUCACAAAAAAAUGUAACAAGAACAAACAAGUCAAAUCCACUAAGGACAAAGGCCGCCGAAAUCGUCAAUAAGAGCAUCACCUGAGAUUUCGUUUAGACUUAUCAUUUUUAUUGUAAUAAACGAUAUUUGUUUGCCGGUUAUAAUUUAUGUAAUAGUGCCAAAUAGUAAACAUGAUAAAUCGUUUUCAAUGUUUCAUUAUAUUUGUAAGAAUAAAUUAGCUACAAUGUAACAGAACAAUUUACCAUUUAAUAAAUUGUGAAUGAAUAUUAAACAUUUCAAAUAGGUAUUA